AUGGCUGCCGCUCCCGUCAACAGCAACCCUCAAGCACAAGAGUCUUCGUCGGCGAAGCUCAAGCAGAAACACGCCCCUAGUGCUUCUAUCGUGUCCAAAUCCGAUGAAGCUCUUGCGACCCCCAACGGACUCGACAACGUCGACAGCCCGUACCUCAAAGAGCUCCAAAAGAGCCUGCGCAAUGCGAACAAGAAGCUGAAUGCCACCGCCAAGGUCGAUGCCAUCAUCGCCGAAAAUCCCGGAAAGUCACUGGAAGAACUGGUCGCGACGAAGAAGAUCAAUACCGAUCAGAAAGCGCAGGCCGAGAAGAAACCCGCUUUGCAGGCCAGCGUCGCUCAGAUCGAGGAGCAAAUCGGCCACCUCAAGGAGUUUGCCACUCACUAUGAGCAGCGCCUCGUCAGCCAGAAGGCUGACCUGGAAAAGCUUCACCAGGAUGAAUUGAAGGCUGUUCAGGAGAAGGCUACUGCCGAGGCUAACGAAGCAAGCAAGAAGGAUCUGAGAGCCCGGCUCCUCAGCCUGAGCAAGUUCCUUUACACUGCGGCUACCAUGAGGCGGUCCGGGGACGAGACCUCCAAUGUAACCCGUGCGUUCGAGGGCGUGCUCUACCAUAUCUACGCUGGGUCAAACGACGCUGUUUCCUCGAUGCUCAAGGUUGUUGACGGCGUGGAUGAACCCGUCGUUAGCGUCGAGGGCGAGACCUUGGAAGUUACCUAUGGCAAAGUCAAACAGUCUGCCGAGGAACAGGCGCCUGCGACCGAGGAAGUGGCUCCGGAUGCCGCUCCCGCGUCCGACCCUACGCUGGCGAACGCCGGUUACACUGAGUUACAGGAUACUUCCUAUACCGCCAGCGCUCCAGCUGCGGACGAGGCCGCUCCCGCCCCUGAAAACUCCGAGCAGAAUGCUCCCCCCGCUCAAACGCAGGUCUCUGAUGCUGCAAACCCCGUGGCGGAGGCUACCUGGGAUCCCAACACCGGUGGCUCUCUCAGUCCUUCCGCGACGGCGGAUGACUGGGUUGAAGUGCCGCGCGAUCCGGCUGAGACCGAUACUGGCCUCCAGGCCACCCCGGCUGCCGUCGAGGUCGACGCGCAGAAUGCGGCUGCUGCGGAGGCAGUGAGUGCCAAUGCGGAGGAAGCCUCUGCUCCGAAGGCCCAGAAGGGAGAAGCGCCGGAGGGAGCUGCGAACCACCAGAGACAGCACAGCUUCCGUGGUCGCGGCAGAGGUGGACGUGGACGAGGCGACGGCUCGCGGGGACGCGGUCGGGGCGAGUUCAAGGGUCGUGGACGCGGCCGUGGAGGCCGUGGUCGCGGUGGCCCUAACGGCGCACCAGCUGCCACUCCCGCGGCUGCCCAGCAAGCUUAA
Messenger RNA from Aspergillus affinis, 1359 nucleotides. RefSeq lists its product as uncharacterized. NCBI's taxonomy places the organism in Eukaryota, Fungi, Ascomycota, Eurotiomycetes, Eurotiales, Aspergillaceae. The transcript has 4 exons. The coding region runs from base 1 to 1359 and encodes 452 amino acids. The record is from RefSeq and is a predicted model, not a curated record.